UAAAACCUUGAAUGGAUGCUAGAAUGCUGAGUGUGUUGGAGAUGUUUGGUGCAGAGAUCCUGCUGAUAAGAAGUUCCUCUGGAGGAGGCAGGAUGAACCAGCAGGGGAGGUGUUGGAUGUGGGCCGUCACAGAGGAAGACGCCGUUUCAGUCACUCUGUGUUCUGCACGGCAGCUGUCAGAAACUUCAGGAGUCUGAAGAAACAAAUCCAGACGUUUCCUCACAGCGACAGCAGCUCUGCUGAGGACAACAUGGAGAACAAGAAUCCUGCAGACGUGAACAGGCUGAAGGAGGCGGUCCUGGGCUUUGCUUUGGGGGCGUUAGGAGGCUGCAUUCUGGGCGUCACUGAGGAUCCAGUAGACCGGAUCCUCCUGGUGAUGACUGCAGAAGGUCCACUGACUCCUGUCAUGCAGGAGGUGCAGACGGUGGGUCCUCUGGGUCUCGGCACUCUCCUGGGAGCCACGGCGUUGACCACGGCGACCACGUCGGUUAUAGCCGGCGUGAUUCUGGCUGCAGCGGUGGCUUCAGUGUUUGUGGCCCUGAAGAACUGCGGGGCCUCCUUCACGCCGUCUGCCGGCUUGUGGGUGUCUGCGGGGGUCGCCGGCGCCUUUGGGACCACAUUAAGUGGAGCCACCUUUGGGGCCACUGUUGAAUGGAUCGUAAACAGGUACAGCAUGGUGGGACUGUUUUGGACUCUGAGCCUGUUUACAGUCCUCAAACCGCCUCUUAGCUUCCUGUUCAAAAUCCUCUGGAGCCGAGGAGAAGCAUGCUGCAGUCUGGGGUCAGAGGUCAGCUCCAGGGAGAGGGAGCAGAUUGAAAUGGCGCAGUGGCAGCAGAGACAGCGGCUGGCGAUGCAGAUGGAGCAGAGGAUCCUGACUCUGGAGAAAGGAGGCAGCCCAAACGGAGCGGUUUCCAGGGAAACACGAGCCUACGAGCAAAGGGAGAGGGAGGAGCUAGAGAGGAGGAGGACGGACAAGGAAGAAGCUGAGAUGCAGCAGAGAACCAUCCAAGACUGGAUCAACACAGUGGUGAUCAAGCACGUCGACUUCCUGGCCUUUUCUGGGAUCCCGAUGACAGUGGUUGCCAUAGUAACCUCCGGGUUCGGCAUGUCUGGUUACGGAGACCAUCAGGCCGCGCUCAUCGCUCUUUUGGCUUUAGUUGCAAUCAUUACGUACUUUCUUCUGAGUUCCAACAACUUUAAGUUCUGGAUGCUGGUUGGAUGCAUGGGGAUGUUAGCCACCUUUGUCAUCGCCAUGCUCACUCUGCACGCCGGCCAGACGGCCCUGAUGGACGCCAAGAAGAUGAGAGCGGCGGGGCGGAGCCAGAGCAGAGAGGACAUUGGCAGCAGGAUGAACCUCCAGUCCUCUCUAGAAGCUCUGAAUGCAGCUUUCUUUGUGGCCAAACUGUGUCAGUUGGGUCUGGGGGCUACAGUUGGGGGGGCCCUGGUGAGGCGAGGAGCUGGGGAGGCUAAAGUGAUCGCGGGGGCGGCGGCGCUGGCUGGAAGUUUGCUAGCAGGACAAGUGGUUUUGGCCCCCGCUCUGAGUGAGGGGGGGAACGCUGGAGCGCUGCUGGGUGUGGUCGCUACGGCGGGGGUGUCUGUUGGGGGGGCGGCGGCUGCAGCUGGAGGCUCCUCCUCCUGGUGGGGAACUCUAGCAACAAUGGGAGGGUUGGUUUUAGGGGCGUUGGCUUUGGGACAAUGGCACGCCGUUAACAUUGGACUGCAGGUGCCGGCGGCUUUUGUCUUUGCCAUGAUCAAUCCGUUUUAGUCCGUUUGUCCUCAGAGGAUAAAAUCCUGAACUUAGAGGUAAAGGAAGUCAUGAUGGACGCUUAAGAGGUAGUUAAGAUAAUCUGACUCAUCGGUGCUCUUCAGAAGAAUAUUGUGAACAAUGUGUCAUUUAUUUGAACUUUACAUACUUGAUUGUUUACAGAGUACAAACACAUAUACCGGUAAAUGUUUUUAAAACUGAAAGUCUUGUUGAUUAGAAAAGACAUCACUCAGGUUGGAGGUUUUGUCCUGAAACUCCUUCACUAAGUAUCUUUUAUCAAAUGAAUUAAAUGUAUUCUGUUUUUGUUUAUGUAGCUCAUUAUCGUUAAUGAGAUAAUUGUAUAUUUAAUUUGGGCUGAAACAGAACAAAGGCGGUUGGAGUUGAUAAGCUUUUAGCUUCAUCCAAAGUCCUUUUUCAAACUGAACAUCUUUUAUUACAUUCAAGAUUGACUGUGGGAUAAUUUGCAUUGUUUCUUUUAUUUUUGUUUGUUUGUUUGUUUGACGGUUUUUUGUCUUUCUUUUGUUGU
Messenger RNA from Oryzias melastigma (Indian medaka), 2291 nucleotides. RefSeq lists its product as uncharacterized. NCBI's taxonomy places the organism in Eukaryota, Metazoa, Chordata, Actinopteri, Beloniformes, Adrianichthyidae. The transcript has 2 exons. The record is from RefSeq and is a predicted model, not a curated record. Bases 251 to 1765 code for a protein of 504 amino acids.